Messenger RNA from Nicotiana attenuata, 567 nucleotides. Its product is annotated as transcription initiation factor TFIID subunit 8-like. The record is from RefSeq and is a predicted model, not a curated record. Gene Ontology annotation, cellular component: transcription factor TFIID complex. Gene Ontology annotation, molecular function: protein heterodimerization activity. NCBI's taxonomy places the organism in Eukaryota, Viridiplantae, Streptophyta, Magnoliopsida, Solanales, Solanaceae. The coding region runs from base 1 to 567 and encodes 188 amino acids. The transcript has a single exon.
AUGACCGAUGGAGGUAAUGUGGAGAGUAAAAGGGAGAAAGAGAGUAAUGUGGAUAAUACCGGGGAAGAAAGAGCUGGUUUCGACGAUUUUGGGCGAGCAAUAUCGAGGAUUGCUGUGGCUCAAAUAUGUGAAAGCAUUGGAUUUGAGAGCUUCAAUGAAUCUGCCCUCGAAUCGCUUGCAGACGUUGCAAUUAAGUAUAUAAUUGACCUAGGCAAGACUGCUAGUAGUGGUGCUAAUUUAGCUGGAGAACACAAUGCAACGUGUUAUGAUGUAAUUCAAGGAUUAGAGGAUAUGUGUGCCUCCACUGGUUUUCUGCGCGCAUCAGAGGUGAACCAUUGUGGGUUAAAUUCUGGUAUUGUUAGGGAGAUGGUUGAGUAUGUGGAAUCUGCCGAAGAGGUUCCCUUUUCUCAACCUCUUCCACAUUUUCCGGUGGUAAAGAAUCAGAGGAUGAUACCCAGUUUUUCACAAAUUGGUGAAACACCAGCAUUUAAGCACGUACCGCCGUGGUUGCCUGCAUAUCAAAAUUACCCAUGUUGUGCAGCACCAAAUGACGUUAUUAGUUCUUAG